Neltuma alba is the source of this 1338-nucleotide messenger RNA. Its product is annotated as tRNA threonylcarbamoyladenosine dehydratase-like. Gene Ontology annotation, molecular function: ubiquitin-like modifier activating enzyme activity; tRNA threonylcarbamoyladenosine dehydratase activity. Gene Ontology annotation, biological process: cyclic threonylcarbamoyladenosine biosynthetic process. Lineage: Eukaryota; Viridiplantae; Streptophyta; Magnoliopsida; Fabales; Fabaceae. The record is from RefSeq and is a predicted model, not a curated record. Gene Ontology annotation, cellular component: plastid.
AAGGUUUCUCUUUCUUCACUAAAUCGGCACGCUGUUGCAACAAGAGCAGAUGUUGGCAUCCCAAAAGCUCAGUGCCUCAUGGAGCAUUUCUCUUAUUUUCCUGAGUGCCAAGUAGAUGCGAAAGUUCUAUUAUAUGAUGCAUCUACUGAAGAAGAAAUUCUCUCAGGCCACCCAGAUUUUGUUCUGGACUGCAUCGACAACAUUGAUACAAAGGUGGCCCUUCUUGCUGCAUGUGUACGUAGGGGAUUGAAGGUUCUAUCUGCUACAGGAGCUGGUGCGAGGGCUGAUCCAACAAGAAUCCGAAUUGCUGAUCUAAGAGAGUCCACUAAUGAUCCAUUAUCUCGAGCUGUAAGACACCGCUUGAGGAAAGAUCACGGCAUUGAAGGCGGUAUUCCUGUUGUAUUCUCUUUAGAGAAACCCAAAGUAAAGUUGCUCCCAUUUAAAGGUCCAAGUGGAGAAGAGGAAAACCCUUCAGACUAUCAGAUUGUUCCAGGCUUUAGGGUCCGAAUCAUACCCGUGCUGGGCUCCAUCCCUGCAAUAUUUGGACAAGUCAUGGCCUCCUAUGUUGUGACACAACUAGCAGGGUUGGAAGUUCAAAUGGAACCUGUAGUCAGUUUUGACACGGAUCAUUACCAUACUCUUCAUCAGCGCCUAAUUGAGCAUGAGGAGUCAUUGUAUGGCUCAGCUGUGCAUGUGCAGGUGGAUGUGGAAGAGGUGAUGUAUAUUGCCAAAGAAUUAUGGCAUGGAAGAAGUGCUAGGGAGCAGUUUGCAAAACAUGUUGGCCGAGCGAUGUGGCGAUCAGUUAAUGAAUUGAUGCUUGUGAGGUGGGAUUGCACAAAACCAGCCACUGUUUCAAAUCUAAUUCUUUUAAAAUUCAAGGAGGCGGAUGAGCAUGAGUCACGGACAAUAGAUGAUAUAAAGAAAGAAGAACCAGAAUUCUACAAUAGAGUAACUGCUGUGUUGAAACGAGCUGAACUUGACUUUGGGUUGUGAUAGUUGAAUCAGCAUUCCCCCAAAGAGGCGAUUCUAUGCUUAAAUCAGAUUCUUUGCACUCACAUAUCCAGAGAAAGAGGGCAUUCGUCACUUCUUUCCAGGAAAAUUCUUACCUUCCUUCCAUCUAUUUUUGUGAAUGUGGAAAAUCCAAACCGCUGUAUGCUAGCCUCUCUAGUUCAGAGCUUAAUGUCUGUCAUGCUUGCUGCUUAUCUUUUUGCUGGAAUUUUAACAAAGGGAGUCAGUUUCAUCUUGCUGUAUGAGAUAUGGCAGGUGACGAACCAUGCCAGAAUAUAGAUUGUUGAAUGUUCUUCAAAGUAAUUUAUUUUUGGAAGAAAUUUUGGAGCA